Amoebophrya sp. A120 is the source of this 3511-nucleotide messenger RNA. Lineage: Eukaryota; Dinophyceae; Syndiniales; Amoebophryaceae. The record is from the annotation of a GenBank genome assembly.
AAAAUAUUAGCAGAUCGACAGUUUGUCCGUAUUUAUUUUUUCAUGCAGUGCCCCAGACGGAUCCAAAGUUUCCAGACCCAGAUCGAAAUUUGCAAUUCAUAACCUGUGUUCGAACAUCAUCGGCGCAACUGGCGCUGUGUGUGUGCUGAGUUUUAUUUAUUGCGCACCCGCUUCCGCGCUUGCCAGGGUGCUAAAAUUUUGCGCGGCGCGCUGCGCGCGCCCGCUGUAGGUCAAUCCCCAAAAAGCCGCGCUGUACGUACCUUUUGCGUGUGCCAGGCAGUGGGUGCUAUACUUGAAGCGCCUCAGAUGCAAUUUGCGGACGGGCGAACAGUUCUGCUUUUUGGAUCGGGUUCCAACCAACGCAAAAACCAAAUGACGCAAAUCUCAAUGAAUACUUCCGAAAACUGUAAUUGAGAAUUUCAUCAAAAACCAUUCUACUGCCAAUCGCAAAGCCUUUUUUCUUGAACGUCGACGAGAAUUACUGCUUUGCUAAACUAUUACUUCUGGCAAAUAAAACGAAAAAACUACCACCUUAUACAAACCUGUUAUAGCAGCCACGGUCGAAGCUUUUCGUCUUCUUGUUAACCACAAGGACUCAAUUAGCUCCACCGCUGCGCUGUGCAUACUCAUCUUUCAUAAGCUUUCUUACUCUCGACCUCGACUAGCAUAGCUGAAUCUAGAUCUACUACUUGCCUCGAUAAAAAUAAGCAAGUAAGUACCCCCACGACCAUCAACGCUCGAUCACUUCCCUGAGCAUCGUGUUUACGUAAAUUUUUACCAAAAACAAAAACGAAAAAAUGCCGGGCGCCCGUUUCGUUUCUUCCGCCACUGCUCUUCUGCUGCAGCUUGCGGCGCUGCAACAGAACUCCGCCCUGCCGGGUGUCUUCGCCGCGCAUAGUCCUGCCGGCGAAACUCGGGACACGCCUCUGCUGGAGCAGAGCGGGGGGCUUCCACCUGCAGGGAGAGAGGUACGUCGGGACGAACAAGAAUAUCUCUCUUCUACCGAGAGGAAAAGCCAUUCCUUCCCGAACGAAAACGCAGUCGGCAAGUUUUUGUAUAGGCGCAUAUAUGGUCUUGAACAAAAGAACAAAGCACUACAUGAUUUUUCCAUUUGUAGGUCGAGCGGCAUGCAAUAGAUAAGAUAUGAUCGGCCAAUAAGAAAAAACUAUGAUGCGACAGAGAGCUGCUCGUGGUCGUGACGAAAAAUGCAACUGGACUUGUGGCCGUGUAAGGACGCAAACCUAGUACUUCAUGCAGCGGAGACUGAUUUCGGGUUGGGGUUGAGGUGGUUUUUUUUUUCUUGAUACCUCCUGCAAGUGCAGCCAACACCGGUGCUCUUACCGUGAGGAAAAACCUCCAUCCCAUCCCAUACGCGAACGCACACUGCAAAUUGCCAGACUUGUUUUUUACAGCCGCAAAAAUGCACUAGCCAAAUCGCAUUUUUUCGCUUUUAGGCUGACCUGCAGCCGUAUCGAUUAUUUAAGAUCGGCCAGAAAGUCAUAACGCGACAGAACGCUCUCGCAUUUUUUUCUUGCAAUACAACUGACCUUUGUGUGAGUGUGUAAUGACGAAAAUCUUCUUCACGCAGGAGCAACUCCACUUGGGUAGGGGUUCAGGGGGUUUUUCAUCGUGAUACCUUGUUGCCGCCCGACCGGUCGUCGGGUGCGCGCGACGUCUGCUCCUCCAUCCGGGGCGCGCUCGCAAAUCAGAGAAGGUGAGUCUAUCUCGUACUAUCGUGAGAAAUAUGAGGAAGCAGAGGCCAUGGUUGCCGUGGUGAACCGCCUCGAGAAGGCGAGAGGACUCUUGGAAGGAAUCCGAGACGACAUUAGAUUCGUCGAGCAGAACCAAACGCCUCGCGACAAACGGGGAAAUGACUACAAUGGAUGCAUCCGCCGAACGGGCAAGCAGCUCAGGGGCGUCGCCGGCACUGUCACGGCAGCUGGCGGCUUAUGGGCGUCGACGUUUGCUUCUACGUUGCCCGUCGCUGCGACGGGCCUAGCUGCAGCGGCGUGCGGUGGGCUCUGUUUGUAUCACUCCGAAUCGGAGCACGACCAACAGUCCCUACAAAAGCUGAUAGAGCUAAAGGAUGGAUCGGCGAAAAAGCGGGCGAUGGAGCGCCGAUUUCAGGAGGUGGCGCAGUUGCUGGUCAAUCCUCCGGAGCAGCAGCAGAUUGCUGAAAUCGAAGCCACCGGUUUUCCCGCAACUACGAACGACUACAAAGACAUUCUAGAGAAUCUGCAGGCACGUUGGGUGCAAGCGAACGUCGACGAGAUCAUUGCGAAGUGGAAGAAGAUCAUGCUGUGUGGCUGCUGCACUCGAACUCCUCAUGCUGCGCCAGCAGAGGGGGCGCCAGCAGCGCCGCCACAGCAGCAAAUCAUGGCACGGUCAGCGUCCUCCUUACCGCCGGCGCCAUAAACCAUGGUCGACCCUGAAACUACACAUCACGGAUGGCUGUAUUCUGCGUGAAAAUGUCCCCACCCCAUAGUCAAGUUGGUAAGUAGUCUGCAACACAAAUCUCCAAGCUUUCAGAGUUUUGCAUGGCAAGUUUCCAUCUGCACAGGGUAGUGCUGGCCAGCAAUGACAGACGCAUCACAAAGACACACGCUUAUCCUAUGUACAGCAUUACAAAUUUUUCCAAAACACGACUGGAAAUGCCUCUCAUGGGGAUACGCAUUACAAACCUUUCUGUCACUGCUUUUCUGCAUUACAACUCUUUGCUGGGGACGUUUUUACUCAGGAUAGGCUGCAGCUGUAGUGCAUCGCGGGCCGCGGUUAUAUCCAAUAUAAAAGUUGUCGAGUCCUUGUACGGAAGCAGUAUGCAUCCUGACCACGGGUGGUAAUCGCUGUUUGAGCUGCUUUUUAUUCGGAAUGUGAAGGAUUUUUAUGAUGGGCUGUGCUUACAACAGAAGGCGAAAAUAUGCUGCAAGAAGAAGAAGGCGAAAAUAUGCUGCAAGAUUGACAGUGGAUCGUUAUCAUCUACAAAGAGGAAAUUCAAAUUUUGAACAAACAAACAUGUAGGUUUUGAAGUAUGAAUUGCAAUGCAAAUUUUGAAAAAAAAUAAUUUAUUUGCAAGUUUUGAAAAAACAAACGCUCUACCAUUUUACGGCCGUUGCUGGAGUUGCGAGUGCGUGACUCCAGUUUCGACUCUGCGUCGCGGGGCAGAGAGACGCCCUCGUACAAAAUACCCCAAAGCCCAAAGCAUCCAUAUUGUAUUUAUCACCCUGUCCACACAGCUGCUUCUUCUACACGACCUCGAUUACGAUUGCCAGGCGGAAUUACAAUUCUAUCUUGCUUUCCUGUUCUCUUUGCACGAUUAGAACUCCUAAAUGGUGUUGAAGAGAGGAGGGUGCUUGAUUCAACACGACCAGGCAAGAACAAGAAGCAGCCCCUGCUCACAUGGCGCAGCACGGCGCGAAUCGAAAGAGCUACUUAGCCAAAAACUCUACUUUUGCGCUAGUAGUUCUACAACUUCUCGCACGGUGUUGUAAAGACUUUUUUACCGAUAUCGAAC